AUGGAAUCUCAGAUCGUACAUAAACCUUUUCCUGCUGUUGUUGUUACACCAGUAAUUACAUUCCCUGAACAUAGAGUCGAUGCUUUUAUUAAAAAACUCGAUUAUCCUUCUGGUUUUAAUGAAACUUAUACGCGAGAAGUGAUACAACAGUUAGCAGCAUUUUUUUCACCUGAUGUGCCGUAUAAAUUGGCGGAUUUAGAUAACAUCGAAAAAAUUCUGGAAUACAAUCGUUUGGAUAUUGAAGCAUCUGGAAUUAAAUUAACGGAAUCCUGUGAAGAGACUAUUACAAGGGAAGUAAGGGAAGUUCAUUUACAACGGAACACUUCUUCGCAUAAAUGGUAUGAAGUUUCAGGUAUCACCAGUGCUCUCAUGUUAGUUAUCAACCAAAGUCUGCCGACGCUAUUUGAUAUAAACCUUUCGUAUAAAUGGGUAACGUAA
Molecule: messenger RNA, 438 nt
Organism: Parnassius apollo (apollo)
Lineage: Eukaryota; Metazoa; Arthropoda; Insecta; Lepidoptera; Papilionidae
Source: the annotation of a GenBank genome assembly